This is a messenger RNA of Neospora caninum, 1269 nucleotides long. RefSeq lists its product as uncharacterized. The transcript has a single exon. Bases 1 to 1269 code for a protein of 422 amino acids. The record is from RefSeq and is a predicted model, not a curated record. NCBI's taxonomy places the organism in Eukaryota, Apicomplexa, Conoidasida, Eucoccidiorida, Sarcocystidae.
AUGGAAAACUGUUCCAACCCUCUUCAAAACCGGCUUUGGGUCUGCAUUCCACAUGCGAUUUCAUGCCUUUUCAGUGGACCACAAGUCGCUUUUCAUUACGUGGACCGUAACACAUGCAACAUGGAUCGCCACGCGCUCCAAAUCGUGCUGCUCGCCUUCCUCCUGGCUGCCGCGGUGCCCUGCGCCGCGUCUGAGGCCUCUGGAUCAGAGCCUGAGCCAGAUUUCACCGUUACCAUUAGCAGAGACGGAAUUACAGAAAACAGCCAACGGGAGUUCUCGCUCGGCCCUUCCGCCACUCUCCGUGUUGUCGACGAGACCGGCAAAGCGACUCUCCUGCCCGCUCCGAGCACUGACGCCGCAAGUGAGGCGGGGCAGUACAGCGUCGCGUACGUGUUUGAGAACGGGCAGUGCAACUUCGAAAAAACAGUCGCAUACAAGGACGCCUUCCCUGGCUAUUCGGAAGAAUUAUGGGUCCGUACCGGAACUGAGGCUGGGACCGAGAAGGAGAGUGCAGGAGAAGUUGGGAACUACACAUUUACGAAUCCUCCUGAUGAGUAUUUGAGUGGAGGGGUCAGUUUCUGUGUCCGGUUCACGACAGGGACAACCACAACCACGCCGUCUCCGACAACGGUAGAGGCAUCGGAUGACUCGCCAACACACACGGAUAGUAGUUCGAAUCCAACACCCGGCGUGGGAGGCCAACCGCCAACUCAUUUGACAGGGGACGGCGACGGCGAGCAAGGACAGGGGCCCGAGGGCGCCGGAGAAGACCAGGUGACCGACAGCGUAGAUGAUGGCAAAUCAGCAGGCACGAAGGACAACAGGGCCUCUCCCGUCGUCUCCGCAGGAGAGCCUGCUUCCCCCAAGGAACAAACAGCCCCACUCGAGUCAGAGUCGGCGGGUCCUGCGAGUGUAUCGCUUUCUACCGGUGACACCCCACCUAAACAAGAACCCACACAAGACGACGCCGCCACCACAUCCCCCCCUUCAGCAGACAGCGCAGUCUCCUUGGCCACAGCGGCCCCAUCGAGUACUCAAGCUGACGAGCCGACAAUAGAGCCCAGCACAUCCGUCGUUGGGAAUGCGGAGAACAGAGCUGCUGACGGUGAUAGCCACGCUCGCUUGAGACGGCUUUCUGGCACAGAGGCUUCAGAAGUGAAAUACCUGACCAUCGUCGUGCACUCCGCUGCUUCCGGGUCUACGGCCGGAACAUUGACGCUGUCAGCUGCUCUGUUGGCUUUGACAGCCUCACUCCUGGCCAUCUUCUAA